ACAGUUCGCCGAGGGUUUUCAUGCUAACAGAGUUAGUGAGCAAGCACAAGGAAAAAAAUGGCUACAUCGUCAACAUAAUCUUCUUAACCCUCCUUGUAUUUUACAUGUUACAGGUUGUGUGCAGUGGAUGUUCGGUGGAGAGACGUUAUUUAAUCUACCUACAGAAGGAAGGCAGGGUCUGCAAUGCAUGUAUUAAAGAGUUUUCUGGCCACAAGUCACCAGGUGAUGCCCACUUCAAGGACCCUAUGGAGGGAGAUGAAACGACUGUAAUGUCUGGCUAUGUGAAGAGGCUCUGCGGUGGAAAGACGGAGGACAAGUUUUACAGAUUAUUUGUCAAUAAAACACUCUACAUCUAUGGUGCCCAUCAGGACACAACAGCAACACAUGUAAUGAUGCUGAUUGGAUAUUCUGUUCAAGGGGUGAGCUAAGUACACGUCUCUCUAGUGCAAUAGCUAUCCAUUGAGGAUUAUCUCUCUCUAUGGUGUAUGAGCAGGACCAGGGAGGCUAUAGGAUAACUCUUACACACCAUCAAGAUAAAGAAGAGUUGAAUGAUUCAUUUGUAACCACAGCUAAAGACUACGAAAGGUGUGUAGCUAUCAUUGUUUGGAAACAUGGAUAAUGUAUGUUUCCUAUUGUAGUUGGCUCGAUGCUUUGAAAGCUGCCUCAAGGUCCUAAGUUUUUCAAUCGAAUUAUAGCUGUGUCUUUUUAAUCUUUCAUAAUUUAUUAUUUUUUUUAUUGUGACCUACAUUUGCAUGUUCUAUAUAAUUAUAUCAGCACCAAAAUCGCAGUAUAAUAUUUACGCUAGAUAGUUUUCCGACCAACAAAAACAUUGUCACUUCACUUGACAAUAAUUA
This is a messenger RNA of Geodia barretti, 854 nucleotides long. The record is from the annotation of a GenBank genome assembly. Lineage: Eukaryota; Metazoa; Porifera; Demospongiae; Tetractinellida; Geodiidae.